This is a messenger RNA of Athalia rosae (coleseed sawfly), 4686 nucleotides long. RefSeq names its product homeobox protein 10-like. Gene Ontology annotation, biological process: regulation of DNA-templated transcription. The transcript is spliced from 4 exons. The record is from RefSeq and is a predicted model, not a curated record. NCBI's taxonomy places the organism in Eukaryota, Metazoa, Arthropoda, Insecta, Hymenoptera, Athaliidae. Gene Ontology annotation, molecular function: DNA-binding transcription factor activity, RNA polymerase II-specific; sequence-specific double-stranded DNA binding. The coding region runs from base 1721 to 3268 and encodes 515 amino acids.
GGCGAGGGGCGGCUAUAUUCAAUUCCAGGGCAAAAAAGCACAUCCGGAGGGUGCGGCUUCGCUCGGAAUACCGCUCUCCGAUUGGUACCUGAUACCAUCAUCGUGGGAGUAAGCGUGUUCCAUCGGCCAAUGAACGUUCGUUGGGUGUUAGCCAGCUGUGUGAUAUCGUGUUCCUCUCUUUCACGGAUAGAGGGGAUGUUAACUUUUGGCUUUACAAGCAGAUUGUCCUGUGCCGUUGACUGGUAUGUUGCGGUCCAGUCGCACCGCCACGUCCUCUAAAAUUUAUUGAGGCGCAUCACCUACGUUUUCUCCGUGUGUUUAUCAAUCAGUUUUAUCGGUCGCAAUCGACUCUUGUACCGUUUGUUUUUUUAUUCUUUUUCAAUAAAUUCGGUUUCACACACCGCGACAGUGUAAAGUGUUGUUUGAUUUUCAUUUCGAUCCCGUUACGUUUCGUCCAGAUUAAUGAAAGUGAACGAUCGACGAUACGAAACUCAUACGUCAGCACCAAGAGAAACCAUUUCAUACUCAGUGAUCAUGUGAAGAACUAAUUUAUAUUUUAUACAUUUACUUCACAGUCGUAUGAUAUACAAAUGAAACUGGAAAGUGGGAAAAAGGGAGAAAAUCUGGAUUAUACUUACGUACACUGUGUCGGUAAUAUAUAUAAAACAUCAUCUAUUAUGUACACCGUGAAGAGUUCACACCACCGAUAAUAUCGAUGUGAUUUUUACGAGGGGUUUCCGAAAACGAGGGACAUGCUGGUCGAAAUAAAGCAUAAAUUUAUAAUAACACAGGGGGAUCUCUUUGUGAAUUGCCUGUAACGAAAGAAAGAAAGAUUAAACUAAAAUAAUCAUCGUAAGACUGAAACUGAUAACUAACAACUUUAUAUAUACAUAAUUUUAUCACCGAGUUACUGAUCGUAUGUACAAUACACACAUACCGCGUGCAGUGAAUGAGGAGGAGAAUAUAUAUAAAUUAGUGAUAUUACAAGACGACUGUUGCAGUGUAGUGUCCACUGCAGCUGGAGUGAUAAAUUACUUACUAAUUGCAAUUUAUUAAGGUUUCACCGAUACACGUGUACGUAAAUCUUGAAAAUUCAUCGUUUUUCUCGUCUCUCGAAUUGUGAUUGCAGGCUAAUUAACCGAGCGCUAGGUUUUCAACCGAUAAACAAUCGAAGGAGCUAAUUACUUAGUCCGGAUUAUCUAUCGGUGGUUCAGACGUUCCAAUAUGGCGGCCGGAAUAAAUUGGACCAUCUGAAAUGAAAUCCCUCUCGAGCCGCCAAUAGUAGAGCGCUGCCCGACGGUAAAUGGUGGAUUUUUACCUCGCCAUUAGCAUCGUGCGAUGGACGGGUCGUUGGGAGGAAAAGAAUGAGGAACGCGUUUCAAAGAUGCAUAAAAUAUCGUUGCUGACGAAAAAAGACGACCGACGAUCCGAGGAAGUAUAAUCGGGUGGUGACGAGCAAUCGGAUGGAUUAGCGCAACGGGAGAAAUUGGAUUACGUAAAAUAAAAAUUGAAAGGAAAAAUUUCCCGACUCACCAACUUGUUAGCGUCUAUGUUACGUGCGGAUCGAAUGUCGCGUAGAAAACUGUCGACUGAACGAAUGAAGAAAUUUAGAUAAAGUACACGAUUCGAGUGUUCAGAUAACCCUCGAUGAGAAUAUUUGACCGGUUGAGAAAUUAGCGUCUCUCCGUCGGAGAAAUACGGCUCGAAGUUGGUACCGAAAAUGGUACUAGAACCAGGAGGUGGUCUCUCCUUUCCUCCUCCUCCUGGCGGUGGAUCAUCCGGAUCCGGUGGUUCCCUGUUGACUCCGGCCAGAUUGUUCCCGAGGGCCGCACCGGUUUUUCCGUUUCAUUUGACGGCAUGGCAUCCGCAUCAUCCUGUUCUCGGACAGGUUCAAACGCAAGUUCAACAAACAAUGCAAGCUCACCAUCAGGCAGCGGCAGCCGCGGCGGCGGUCAGAUUUUUCAACCAUCAUCAUCCGCAUCACUCGCAUCCCGCUCUCGGAAAUCAUCCCCUGGCCCCCGGAAUCGGUGGACAUCACGCCGGCGCUCAUCACCUCCAUCAUAACGCCGAUCACGGCGAUGACGACGACGACAAAAAAGGAUGUGACGGUGAGUCGGACGAAGGUGGAAGCAAACGACGAAGAAGUAGAACCAAUUUUAACAGCUGGCAAUUGGAGGAAUUGGAAAGGGCGUUUCUGGCCAGUCAUUACCCGGACGUGUUUAUGAGAGAAGCUCUGGCCGUGAGGCUGGACCUGAAAGAAAGUCGCGUAGCCGUGUGGUUCCAAAACCGUAGAGCAAAGUGGAGGAAGAAGGAACACACCAAAAAAGGUCCCGGACGACCUGCCCACAAUGCGCACCCACAGAGUUGCAGCGGCGAACCUAUUCCACCCGAAGAACUUCGCAGAAAGGAACGCGAAAGACGACAAAAAAAAUUGCUCAAGGCUCUCGAGAGACAGCAGCGGAAAUUAGCCGCUAAGGGAAUAUCGGUGGACCUUUCGACGUUGCGAGCGGAAUGGGAGUCCCGGAGUGCGGCCGCAUCGUCGGGGGGUUCUUUGGGUCAGAUGAACGGUUCGUUCGGUCACCUGGGUAACCCCGAGGGCAGCGUAUCCGGUUCUGGAAACGACGUAAACGAAGAGAUCGACGUAGUCGGCGGUUUGGAUUCGUGCAGCGAAAGCGGUAGCGAACGGGUCGACUCCGCGGCUGACGGUUCCAUAGACGGCGAGUGUCACUCGGGGUCCGGUGACGUUGAUUCGAGGCGGCAUCACCCCGGAAGUCACUCGCAAAAUCCGAACGGCAUAAGCCUGAACCUGAACCUUAAUCAUCAGCAGGGUAUUCACCACUGGGGAUUGAGUCUUUUGGAGCGGAGACGAGAGUUGGUUAACCUCGGUAACCCCGCUCUUAAUUCGUCCUCUAAUCAGUUUCAAGAGGACCGGAGUGCCGAUGAGGAGGUUCAGAGCAGCAGCAUAGACUUGUCGGUGAAAGGUCGCGAGGAGAGGAAAAGGUUGAAUCCAUUUUCCAUCGACAGCCUACUCGGUAAUAAUAGGGCGGCUACGCCCAGCGUACAAAUUCCCCGGGUCAACAACAAUAGCAGUAACAAUAACAAUAACAACAACAACAACAAUAAUAAUAACAAUAAUAAUAAUAGCAGUAGCAACAAUAACAAUAACACGAGCAACAACAACCGUUCCGCAACACCGCCGAACAACGGAACCACUUUAUCGCCUACCUCGUCGCCACUUUCCUUACCAACGUCACCCUCGACCACGUAAUGUGUUUGAAAUUCAUUGAGAGGCACGGAUCGAUCCUUUUCGUUUUGUCGAUUUCUAUUUUUCGUUCCGUUUUUUGAUUUUUUUUUUCCACUCGAGGCAAAAGAGGUCGGGUAUACUACAUUACUUUUUUAGGUAAUAGGUACUGUACUACUAUAUCAAUUCCAACAUAUCCACUACUACCUAUACAUUCGUAUGUUAAUGAUCAUUAAGAGAUGAGAGACGUAAAAAUAUGAAAAUCCUAUGUAGCAUGUUUUCGGUUUCAGCCUCGAUCAAAACGGUUACAAGUGUAUCUGUAAACUGAUUAACUCUUAAGUAAGUGAAUGAUUAAGUGAAUAAUCGUAUAGUCGAUCGAAUAUGAUAGAAACAAAUCGAUUGAAGUGAAUGAUAAUUAAUUUAAUACGGGGAUAAAAAAAAUGAGAAAAAAAAAAAAUUUGUAAAGGAUCUCCGAGGCUGAAUCAAUUAUACGACAGACUGUGAAUUAUAAUUAUAUAUACAUACAUAUAUGUAAUCGACGAUCGAGAUUCUAGUUUAUUCGGUAUAUAUAUAUAUAUAUUAAUCGUUUCUAUGUUUAUCGAAUUUAGAAUCGAAUUAUUCGUAUGUAAAAUGUGCAAUAAUUAACUGUCUCAUAUAGGUAUAUAAUAAUACAUACGCGGAUGAAAUAUUUCAUAAAAUAUACCCCAAUCGCGAUUAUAUAUUAUCCACAAAUUUCAUCGUUCUUCAUCACACCAUCUGUCUCUGUAUAAACGACAAAUUAUCAUUCCAUAUAUUCCGAAUCGGAAAUAACGGAUGUUUUUCGGUUUUUUUUUUUUUUUUUUUCUUUUUUUUUUUACACUCGCGAAUUAAUGCACAGUGAAUUCUUAACAGCCGUGUAAUUUUCACGGUGUUAGGAAGUGACGAAUUACGCGCGUCCGAGAGGCGAAAUGUAUUUAAUGUAAAUAGCGUAGAAAUUAGGAAACUUAUAUAUAUAAUAAAAUGAAAGUAAAACGGAUAAAAAAAAAAAAAAAACUGAUUUCCAAUUUUAAAAAAAUACCUAGUGUUCGAGUUAAAAACAAAAAAUAUACAUAUAUAUAUAAUUUAAAGCAAUAGAAGGUCUCGAUUUGUACAUAAAUACGUAUACAUAAAUGAAAUAUACAUACUUAGGUCUAUGAUAGGGCGAGCUGAAGUGGAGAAAAGGAAAGAAAAGAAAAUUCAUAAUUGAAUCAUCGACGUAAUUUUGUCCCUUCAUCAAUUUGAUUACCAGCCAAAAAGGGUGAUUAUCCGUUUGGCGUCACACCUAUACCUGUCGACAAGAAAUGAAAACAAAUUUUUUUUUUUUUUGAUUCGCUUCCAAUAAAGAUGCCAUAAGUGCAGACCUGCGAGAAGAAAAAAAAAAAAACAAGUACUGUAUAUCCAUUAUAAAUAUAUUAAUUUAUUCUCAA